Pyricularia oryzae 70-15 is the source of this 2628-nucleotide messenger RNA. Its product is annotated as RING-8 protein. The transcript has 2 exons. NCBI's taxonomy places the organism in Eukaryota, Fungi, Ascomycota, Sordariomycetes, Magnaporthales, Pyriculariaceae. The coding region runs from base 529 to 1971 and encodes 480 amino acids. Gene Ontology annotation, biological process: ubiquitin-dependent protein catabolic process. Gene Ontology annotation, cellular component: cytoplasm. The record is from RefSeq and is a predicted model, not a curated record. Gene Ontology annotation, molecular function: ubiquitin protein ligase activity.
CUGUACAAACCCGCCCAAUUCCAGUUUCCUCUUCUAUUUCGCCCCUACCACAGGAUUUCUAUGCUAUUUGCUUGCUUUCCACCACCCACUCGGUCCCGGUCCUCUUCCCAUUCCUUCUCCACCGUUUUGACAUUACGUUCGUGUACCUCUGCAAACACCCCCCAAAAGUCAAAACCCAGGCCGUCCUCAACCUCUUCGCGUCGACGUCGUUUUAGGCAUCUGCGCCGAGGGUUAUUUUUAUUAUCACUUGCUGUCAAGUCAGUUGAGUGAUAAUCCGAGGGCUUAAAUUCUGUUGUUUGAUCGCAUCGGUGGCCCGUAUUUUCACGAAUCUCGAUCAGGCCUGCACUGUAUGCAAUUGACUUUGACGACAACGGCCAUUUAGCGGCUCGACCACCGCCCAUCGGCCUCAACGACAAUCUCGGGAACUUUCGAGCUGUUCAUCCUCCGAUCGAUGGUUUCCCGACAGCGAAACCCCGUGUACGAUCUCAAUAAUCACGGCGAGCCCUCGUCGCUCAGGCCCUCGUCGCCAUGGCUGUCAUAACUCCUGAACUCGUUUCUGAGGGCAUUAGGCUCAUUGUUCGGCAGGUCACGUCCUCAGACUCGCCUUCACCAACCUCUACACCAUCGUCGACAUCGAGCAAUCCAUCUCCUACCGAUUCGGGCAAUCCAGGACAGGGACCACCGGGUAACGGCAGCCCUGGUGGUAAUAACAACGGCAAUGGCAGCAACGGGAGCUCGCCAUUACUGUUUUUCGUCGCACUUGGAUUCGGAGUGGUGUUCACGAACCUAUGGAUCAUCGUCGGUGUCAAGUACUGCUUCCGGUACAACGCCCGUAAUCGCGCAAUGCGUGUGAACGAGGAUGGCGAACCUAUUACCCUGGAAAAUAUGCCGCGCCCUCAUCGGCGUCGGCGUGAAAAGAAGCUCAUGACCAUGGACGAGGUCAAUGAAAAGUUUCCGAUGCAAAAGUACAAAAGCUGGGUCGCCUCCAGAGCCCAAGAAGGACUGCCUACGCGCGGUGGCGUCUCUGCUCCACCGAGCAGGGCGAACAGCGUACGGUCUGUAGAGGGUGUUGUGCCUGUCGACAAGGAAAGACACAGCAGCGAUCAUGAUCGGCCGACGACUAGUACGAGUGUACCCGCUCGUGGCGAUAACAAUGAAAAUGAGAAGUUGGCAAUGGCAAACGAGGCGAAGGAGAGCAGUUCUGGAAGCGGGACAACCGAUCCCAAAGAUGCCAUGGGAUCUGCACCACAAACGAACGGCACAGAGUCGAAGACGGACAGGAGGCAGUCGCAUGACCAAGCCUCCGACGAGGAAGAGGACGACCACAUUACCGCUGCCAUCCCACCAGAACUGCUCGAAUCAUCUGGAGACACCUGCGCAAUCUGCAUAGAUACCUUGGAAGACGAUGACGACGUUCGCGGUUUGACAUGUGGACAUGCCUUUCACGCAGUUUGCGUCGAUCCUUGGCUGACGUCGCGACGGGCUUGCUGCCCAUUGUGCAAAGCCGACUACUAUACACCAAAACCACGCCCAGUCGUGGAAGGUGCUGAGGGCGUCGGUGCAACGGGCGUGGUCACUGUGGUACUUCCCGACCAGAAUGGCAGGAGGAUGAACAUGCCAAGUCGACCAAGUAACACUUGGACUUCGUUCAUGACGAGGCGAACAAACACAGGCGGGCAGCAGGUGCAGCAGCAACCUCAAACCGCAUCUGCCGGUUCCGACUCGGGCAGACCUGGGCUGUUCACCCGUUUAAGGGCACAGCGCAACGACGGUCCCCCGACUAUGAGUGGCGCUGCCCAAGUGCAUGCGCCAUCCCAAAAUGAUCCAUCGAGCAACAAUGGCGGUUUCUUUGGACGAUUUAGAAGACAGCCUGCUUCCGGGGCGGCACAACCAGCGACGUCAGGCGUUUCAGCAGAGAUGACCACUCCGUCUCAGCUUGAGGCGGGAACGCAGAACGUUGCCGCCAGGUGAUGAGCGUGGUACUUUUUUUUUGAAGAAUCUCGACUUCACUCUGCAUCCUGAAGUGCGGGUUCGUCCCGGGAAGAAUCUUUGGGCUAUCCAGAUACGAAUUCGUACACAACUACAAACACACAAAUGUAUAUUUGCACCUAGACUCCAACUCUCUGGGGCCAUCUAUUUCCAUAUUCUCUCCUUUAAGCGAUAUGUUUGCCGCGAAACUUGAUUUUCGUCAUCCCCGCACAUUUGUUUUCCUCUAUUUGUCUUUUGCAUAGCAACGAAGGGAGGUUUAUUAGUUAGUGAUUCGGUCCUUUCCCAAUCGAAGUGUGCCUCGUUGUCACUAAACUUUUGCGUUGAUGUUUUCUUUCACGUUACCGAGGUCCCCAAAAUUUUGCCUUUUUUUCCAUCUCGUCUUGAAGUUCGCUCUCGCAUAACAUGCUCUGGGCUCAAUCAGCACGUGGUAUUGUUUGUGCUGCCCUAUUACAUAGCUAGUGUUGACAAGGAGAGACCCUGCCUGAUUGCCCGUCAACAACUACCAGGCUGUGUUCAAGGCAAGGGGAGGCAGAGGCCAUGAGAGACAGGUAGGCUCGGGAGCAAAAUUUCAGGAAGGCUUUGUAGAUUUGUUGUCUUUUUUGAAGACGUUGAAAGAAUAGUGCCAAUUAGAUCAAGGCC